UAUUGUAAGGUAAGCACUUUGGCGACAAUGGAAAGGAAGAACUUCCUUUUAACAGGAAGAAACCUCCGUCAGUGUCAGGUUGAAAGUGUAUGUUUACCAUAAAGACUCAAGAGUCACAAGUGAAUAAGCAUAUUUCCCAAAAGUCAAAAAAUAUAGACUUUGUUAACAAAAACAAUAAUUUUGUGCAUAUUCUCUCCAUAUCUGCUUUUGAUUUUCCUACUCUCUGUUUGGAAGUCCCCUCUCCGCUCACCGCUAUGAAAAAUGGAAUAACCUCUGGUCUGUGAAAUGAGAAAUCAAAUGGAAUUGUGAAAACGGUGAAGGCAGAGCUUCAUCUGUGCUGUUGCAAUCUUCGUGUGUUGCUCAGGCGUGUGCUGCUUGAAUUUAACCAGAAAUCUGAAGAUAGCCGUCUGAAGGUUGCCACGUCUUGCAGCAUCCUACCCCCCUGCUUGGCUUGGAGGUUAGGAUGGGGGUUGCCAUUUGUUUCCACCCCCCACUCCCCACCUGCCGGCUGCUCCUGAUUGUAGAUGUGCCCUUUGAGUUCCUGCAGGCUUCCAUAUUUUACCAUAUCUUUAUGGUCCAGCUAGAAGACGUGUUGAAUAUGCGAUGGCGAGCUCCAAAGAGGGACGAGGCUUCUGAAAGUGCAGCCGAAAAGGUUUAACCGCAGAUUGUUAAAAGCCGGGGUUGCCAAAUGGGACUAAGAGUGGACAAGAGCAGGGAUAUAAAUGGCAGGAAACUGGGGGGGAAAAAGACAAAACAUAGGAUGCGGAAGAGGGGGUAAAACCAGCAGAGCCGGAAAGGGUUGGAUAAGGCUCGUACGUGCAUUUGUGUGAAAAUUACCAGCCUGUUAAAGCAUGUCUGAAAAAUGUGUUGCUCUUAAAGGUCAGAGGCCAUGACAGCACGCCUCCUAGUACUCCUUUCAAAGCGCACACGUACACCAAUUAGCAAAGCAGACUUUCUACUUAAGCCCCAAUGUGUUAUAGAAGCCUUUCGAGAGGCUCAGACCCACCCCACCACCACCAAUAGCACCGUCUGGGUCAUCUAAUAAACCCGCCCCUGCUGUUGUCCGAGCCUCGUAAAGAUGGAUCACAUUUCCAUUUCAGUCGCAGGCGCACACCUCCGUUAAUCCUUUUUUUGGCCUGUGUCUUUUGUCCAAAAGGGUUGGUGUCACAGGGGGAGAUAAAUGAAGUGGCAUGUGGCAAUUUUCAGAGCAGAAGCAGCGGCAGCUUCGGAGGGUGGUUUCAAGGCUUUGAAGAAGAAAGAAUUACAUCUGUGGCUGCUCGCAUCUCUGACAGUGAAAGUGUGCGUCUGGGUUGUCCAUGUGUCACCUCAGUGUGAUAAAUGUGCAUGGGUUUGUGUGUGCGCACGUUCGCCGGAGCGAGAACAGGCAUCUGUUGCAUAUCAUUAGCAGCUUUUAGAAUGAAUUACCUCAGUGGAUUUCCCACACACACACACACACACACACACACACACACACACACACACACACACACACACACACACACACACACACACACACAGAGCACCCUUCAUCCUAUUCCAUCCACCCUGAUAAUCCCUUUAUCUUGGCAGCUAUUCAACACAUAAAGGGCCAAUGCCACUGAAUAAUGAUGCGGUCAUAUCUACUCCUCGCUCCCCCCCGGUGAUAAUCUUCAUCUGGGGAUGACAGUGAUGGAGAAAUUUUAUGCAUGCGGUCGUUCGGAGUUGAAUAAAUCUGAUUUCCUAAUUUCUGGGCCGGGAGCAGGAGUCAAAACAAGCCACGGCACAUGUUUGCACACACAAAAACAGGCACACUUUACAGCCCACAUCCAGGCUGUCCCUCCUCAAAUUCCCAGAGUUCAAUCCCCCCACCCUCCUUCUGCCCCUCCAGCCCACCGUCAGUGUUUGCCAAGAAGGUCACUUACGAUGUGAGUGACAAUCCCUGAAAUCGUUAAAACAAUCCAUCUCCUUUUUUUCUUUUCAUUAAAGGCAGCAUGCCUCCAUUUACAUAUUUGGAUGACACGCCCGGCUGGUUUGUUUAAUUGCUGUAAGCUGGUCGGCUGCACAAUUACUAAAGUUGUUUUUGUGCUUCAGCAUCUUAUUAUUAGGCGCGCAGCGCCGCCGACACCGAGCUAAUCAAUUUGAAACAACGGCAGACGUCUUUAAUGCCCGAGCGGGGAUAAUAAAAGUUGCUUUGUCGAGGCGCGCGUGGAGGCUUGUGGUGCAGAUCGUAGCUUGCUUCUUGAAAUUUCAGUUUGCUUUUUCCUGCAGAGAAGCAAAAAAACCACAAGCACGCGUUUGUCACAUUCAGAGGGGAGUUUAGGGCAGCAGACAGUUACAGUAUAUGUUGUAGAUAGGUGAUGUUUUUGACAGCAAGAGUACACUUCUGCUUUUCAGCGGAGGGAGUGUGUGUGUGUGAGAGAAAAACAGUGGAAAGCUAAAGAUUAAUCGCAAGUAGGAGGAGGCAACUGAGCGAGGUCGAGAAAGCUGUUCACCAUGAGGAGGAAAGAAGGGAAGGAAAGGGAGGAAACGAAGCAGAAGUGAAAUCGAGAUGCUUGCAGUAUUUGCAAGGCCGACCUGACUAAUCAUCCAAGGUGUCAAGCUGGUACCAGUCCGAUGUCCUCUUCCCCCACAGUGUGAUGUGCCAUGGCUCCGGUGCUGAGUGGAGUGUGGUGGGGGCCGGAGGCAGGCGUCAUCGGGUCGGGGACGGCAGCUUCUACUGGUGUGGCGUCGUGGCUGGGGAGCGGGCAGCUGAUCUUGAUCGUCACCCUCAGCAUCCUCACCGCUUUGCUGCUGGUGUCGGUGCUGCUGCUGCUCUGCGCUAGCUGCCAGGGGCAGAAGAAAGCGGUGAAUGGACACCCAGCGGGAGAUCAUCAGAGCCUGGUGAAUGGAGUUUCAGAGAGAGACAUCAGCCAAUCAGCAGACAGUCCAGCAACUGACGCGGCGGUCAGCACCUCUUACAAUGGGCCUCUCACCAGCGGUACAAUUCUCACGGACACACAGGACACCAGUCCCCAGUUGUCAGAGGAGAUGCUCUCCAGCCAAUCAGAGCUCAGGUCCUCCAAGUGCCCUCAGGACCGCGAGCUUCCCAGCAUCCCUCCCAACAACGCCCUUAUCGGGAACGGACCCCCACCCUCAGGAGACAGCACUUAUGAGGUGGUGAAGGAGAUGGCCGUGGCCUCACGUGACGUCAGUGCCGAUGAAUCCCUGUACGAGACGGUCAAGGAGCUCAAAGACGGUCCUGCAGAGGCUGGCCUCCUAAACGGUACCAUCCAGCCGAGUCCAGACGAACCUCCGCCUCAUCCUCCCGCUCUUCUUAACGGCCACAUCAGCCCAAGCACACCUGAGCGGGGGCCCAUCUUUGCCGGGGCGGAGUACGCCUCUGUCAACCUGAAUAAGAAGAGCCGUCACAGCGCAGACAUGGAGGCCAAAAGGCGCUCUGGUAAUGCUGCCGUUCCUCAACAAAAGCCUCAGGAGGAGCCAGAGGAGGAUUUACCGCCACCGGUACCGGAGAAGGUUCUGGAUGAAAAUGACAACCAGCCAGCGCUGAUGAUGAACGGGCUCGCGGAGGCUGGGCUGCACAAUGGAGAGUUACACUCCCCUCCGUCUCCUGCACCGAAGUUCGACAACCACGUUCAGUCAGACAAUGAGUCAGCGGUGUACUCCACAGUCAACAAAACAAACUGUGACGACGCUGUUAACGAGGAGGACAAAGAGCACGACUACAGCAGCAUAGCGGAGAUUAAAGGUCUGGUCCCGGCCUCCUCCUCCGGUGACCUCUACGCCACCGUUCGAGAUAUCUACAGCCAACCCGAUGAACCCGGCCCCGCCGACAGCACAGACCCAGGCUACGAAACCAUCCGCAUCCCAAAGACUAAUAGCUCAGAGGACGAGCACCGAGCCGAGGGGUCAGACGUGGGCAAGGCGGAGCCCGACUAUGAAAGCGUCGGAGAGCUGGGUCUGGGCCCAGAAAUGUCCCGCCUUUAAGUCAUCGUCCCCGCUCCCCUCCUCGUAUCGCCUGGAUGCAUCUAACAGAACAGACUUCGCUGCAGUGCUUUAAGCUUGCUAUCAAGGAUGCUUUGGGCGCAUGACUUGUGAACAGAAAACAGCUCGCUGCAGCAUCCACCCAGCCGUGCACGAGCAUCCUCCUUAUAGCCUGGGUACGGUUUAUCAUAUCCAAACUUGACUCCUUUAGUUCAUCAGUCAUGGUGAAUGUCAUCGGUACUGGUGGGCCUUAACAACACUUGAUUGUGGAAGAAAAAUAUUCAAUAGUUAAACUAUCAAAUAAAUAUCCAAUCGCAGCACUCAUGCAGCAUUUUAAUAGUUAGCUAACGACACUAUCUAAGAAAAAGAAAAAAGUAAUUCAGUGCCAUAAAGUGAUGGUGAAAUUCAUGCACUUACACACGUGAAGGUUAUAUUAUUUUGUGUGCUCUCUCUGCAGCUGCUAGUCUUUCUAGUUUCUUCCGAGUGACUCAGUGUCAUGUUUUAUUGAGGUGUCAGGUGGUGUAUUUUUAGGCUUUUUUCCUGUCAGGUCGGCAACACCUCCACUGUGCAUUCUCCACAAGAAAUUAGGUUUCUCCCACCCCUCUCAGUUUUGCUGCCAAACGGUUAGCAGAGACAGAGGUUGCAUUCAGUAGAUUUUCACCAUUUAACACAGCUGAUGAAUUCCCUGCCGCGCACACGUGUCAUUGCUCAGACUACACGGCGCAUGUGUGUGGGCUUAGCGUGUCGCAGGUUGACGCUAGUCAUCUGUGGCGAGCCAAAAAAACGGAAAACGAGGAGUGAAGGAAGAAGGGAAGUGUCGCAACACGUUUUUAAAGCUUUUUUUUGUUGUUGUUCUUUUAGAAGAGCUACAGUCGAUGUCAAAGGGUUUUUUUUUGUGAAUUUCAUAUUUAUUUGAAGACGAUUAUUGUUGUGUAAUUGUGAAAUGUUAAAGUAUGUCUGUGAGAGAAAAAAGCGAAUAGGCAUUUAUAAAAAAAAUUACAUUUCUAGCGUUUUUACUGAGAUACUAAAUGAAAAUGAGUUGCGAGGAUUGUGGCAGUUAGGUACGUGUUCCCCCCAGAGCAUUUAAAGAGUUCAUUGUUUUUAAAAAAACAACAAACAAAUGAAAGAAAGAAAGAAAAAUGAAUGUGUCAGUGUAUAUUGUCAUUUUGCACACUUUGGUCAAACAAGUUCAGAUGACAUAUUGUGAUGAAAUGACGCGACGAGCUUGUAUUAUUGUACUUCGUAUGUUUCCUCGAGUCUAUUCUUGGUACAGUCUUCUGUCGGCAUUAAAGCACAAGUACAGAUUAUCGAAAGCAGUUAACAUCGCUGCACACUUUUCAACAUCUAGCGCUUCUUUUUUUCUUUUAAAUACAGGAAACCAUGCCUGUCUCUGUGUAGCUUGAACUGACGACAGUGCCAAUCGAGGCUUGUAGUUAGAGGAGUAUUUUAAUCAACUGUUACUCGCUGGAAAAUUUAAUGUGAGCUUUUACUUAUUUGUACAAUGUCCAGAGUCAUAUAGUUUUAAAAUAAGAUUAAAAGCACUGAUUGUAUGACUUGUUUUAAGAAAAAAAAAACAGCUUCAACCAUGUUUUCAUGUUAUUUUAACUCAAAGUUGAUGGCGUUUCAUAUCUGAGAAUAUCCAUUGAAAUGCCAGACAUAUGGUACGGCUCCUUUUGGUACAUGCAUAUUAAGAAACCUGUGGUACUUUUAUUAAACACAAAAAAGAAAUUGCCUCGUUACUGUUUAUUUUUAAAUGAAUACUGCCUCUGCUUUGUGCUGUAAAUAUUUUUUUUUUUGUCGUCGUUAUUAUUUUUAUCAUUGCUACAGUAUGUAACCUCUUAGCAGAAAAAUCGGUGUCAUCUGUUUCCACCCACAUCAGAAUAUUACAGCGUUACAGUAUCUCCAGCAUCGGGUUUGUGUUUCAUUAGACAUGCUGGAGCUCGCCCGUGGUUUCAUACGGCCUGCUCUGACUGCUAUCGGAUUAAUAAAUUAUAUACAUUUGAAA
Messenger RNA from Haplochromis burtoni (Burton's mouthbrooder), 5965 nucleotides. RefSeq names its product phosphoprotein membrane anchor with glycosphingolipid microdomains 1 (gene pag1). The record is from RefSeq and is a predicted model, not a curated record. Gene Ontology annotation, cellular component: membrane raft; plasma membrane. NCBI's taxonomy places the organism in Eukaryota, Metazoa, Chordata, Actinopteri, Cichliformes, Cichlidae. The transcript has 9 exons. Gene Ontology annotation, biological process: intracellular signal transduction; negative regulation of T cell activation. Bases 2623 to 3963 code for a protein of 446 amino acids.